AUGUCUCACAAAGCAUUCAAAUUGACGAUCGACCUGGGAGACGACGUGGUAUGGCUAUGCAAGGCCCGACGCCAGAGCCGCGAGAACCAUACGCCUGUGCAGAAGCGCGAUGACGAGAAAUCCAAUAUCAACCAGCAGGAGAAGCAGCAACGGACAGAAGAUCAAAACCCAGCCCUCUCUCAGGGCAAGCAUCAGAAGCUGCAUUUUCUAAACUCGUCUCAACAGAAUCAGGCUGAACGACACAACCGACAGAAGCUCUGGAAUAGAUGCUUGCGUAAGCGACAGCAGAUCCAUCAAUACCAACGCGAGGUUCAGCACGAACGUUUGCAAAAACAGGAAAAACACCCCCAGCAGCAAGUCCAUUUCGAGCCGUUCCAUCAGCAAUUAACGGACGAAAUGCAGAAGCUUCAGGACAAGAUAAAGCAGGAAAAGCUCCUCCAGGAACGACGCCAGCGGUUCAAGGACCAGGUUCAGGAGCAGCUCUGGACGGAACAGUCUCACAAUGAAGAAGAAUGCCCAAUUCCGCCGGAGUACCAGAAGACACAAAACCUGCUCGCACAACAGCCAGUUCACAGCCAAUACCAGCCGCAACAGCUUCCGAACCGGACCCAGAACCCACAGACACCGAGCCAAUACUGGCAGAAGCAGGCUCAUUACCGGAAGCAGCCCCCACAUGUGCGCCACCACCCUCAACCGCCACACGUCGAUUACCCCAUGCCCCAAUACCAGGUCUGGCAUAGCCCACAUGAUCAGCCCUGGCAUCACCCAUUUCCGCCAUGGCAGCCGCAACCUCAAGGCAUCCUCUGGAUGCUACAGGCUCAGUACAAACAUCUGGGGCAGCAGAUUCAGGAUUUACGCUGGCAGCAGUGUGUCCGAUCCCAAUCGGAGAAACAGCAGUGUGAGAUGCAAAACCAGACAAGGUUUCAGACCUGGCAGCAGCCGACAUCUCCACUUCCAACCGAGUGGCAGGAGGCCCACUAUGAUGCCCGUAGGGAGCGCCACCAGCUUCAGCCGCAGAAAGGAAAACAGCAAUCUCGAGCACAUGACGAGUCAGAUAUUCUCGAUUUCCCACAUUCUCCUUUUGUAACGGAUGAGCAUAGUUAUGAUAGCGAGGAGCAAUGCUCAGAGGGUGAAUAUGAGUUUCGAGAUGAGAUUAAUGAGAGCGACAGUGACCUGGAGAGUCAAAGUCAGGGUAGCUUAGAGGGUGAGGAUGAAAACGAGGAUAGCAGUGAGGAAUGCAACGAGAGUGAGAACGAGAGCGAAGGCACGGCGGACGAGAACGAGGACAAGGAAGAGGAUAACCUGGAGAGUGAGAGCGACUACGUCAUUAUCUAA
Molecule: messenger RNA, 1335 nt
Organism: Aspergillus chevalieri
Lineage: Eukaryota; Fungi; Ascomycota; Eurotiomycetes; Eurotiales; Aspergillaceae
Exons: 2
Coding region: 1-1335 (444 amino acids)
Source: RefSeq, a predicted model, not a curated record